AUGACGCGCAAGCAGCGCGGCGAGACGUACGACGUGUCAAGCGCACGCGGCCGCGCCGCCUUUGAGGCGCUCCUUAAUCAGGACGACGAAGCCGAUGCGCGCGCCGGCGCGGGGCGCGGCUCCAGGAAGGCGGCCGCCGCCGCCGCCGCCGCUGCUGCGGAGCAGCCCAAGGGGAAGCGCGGAAAGGAGCGCUUUUUCCGCUUGCGCGACGACGCCGCGGCGGCGGGCAGCGGCGCCGCAUCGGGGUCCGGGCACGCCCGCGAGCAGCAGCAGCAGCAGCAGCAGCAGCAGCAGCAGCAGCAGCAGCAGCAGCAGCAGCAGCAGCGCGAGCGCGACCUGGCGGCGCUGCGGGAGGUCGUGGGCGGCGCGCUGCCCGAGGCACUGAUCGCCGACGUCUACGACGGCUGCGGCAGGGCGCUGCAGGCCGCGCUGGACGCGCUAUUGGCCAUGGCAGGCGGCGGGCAGGCAGGCGACUCCGCCGGCGCCGGGCCGUCGAGCGGCGGCGCGGCCGCGGCGCAGGAGCGGCGCGACGCGCCGCCCGACGGCGCCGCGGCGUGGGCGUCGCUGCCCCCGGACGUCACUUUUGCGGUGCUGUCGCGCCUGAGCCCGUCCGACCUGGCGCGCGCCGCGACCGCGUGCCGGGAGCUGCGCAACAGCGCGCGCCGCCUGCAGGCCGUCGCGCGCGUGCUGCGGGUCCCGCCGGGCCUGUCGUACCCCGCACUCGCCGCGAUG
Messenger RNA from Monoraphidium neglectum, 732 nucleotides. RefSeq lists its product as hypothetical. The transcript has a single exon. The record is from RefSeq and is a predicted model, not a curated record. The annotation marks the transcript as partial. Lineage: Eukaryota; Viridiplantae; Chlorophyta; Chlorophyceae; Sphaeropleales; Selenastraceae. Gene Ontology annotation, molecular function: protein binding.